AUGAAUACUCCACCAGCAGUUUCUACUACAAGAUCAAAAGAUGGUUCUACAUCGAACGAUGAUGUUCAAACUGGUGAACAUAUUUCAACAACAUCAUCAUUAUUUCAACCAACUGGUACAUCUCCUCGAGCACAAGUCACAGUUGGAUCUACUGCAACACCUAACACAGCUAAUCCAACAUUUGCAGUAUUAAAAGCAACAACACUUCAACAAGCUUUAGGACAUCCUGUAACUUAUGCACGAGUAUUAAUGCAGAUUGGAUAUGAACCAUUACCUGCUUAUCGUGGUAAAACUUUAUUUGGAAAAGAAACUUUAUUUUAUCCAAAUGUUUUUCGAUAUCUUAAAUAUGUUUAUAAUAUUGAUGGUGUUAUGGGUUUAUAUCGUGGAUUUGGUUGUACACUUUUAUCAAAAUUAGUUUGUUGGUAUACAACAACACAAGUUGAUCAGCUUCUUGGACCUGUUGAAGUAAUAGUACCAAAUGAUGAAACUAAACCAAGAUGGAAUGUUUGUGUGAAGAAAACUUUACGAGAAGUACGAUGUCAAUCAUGGGGAAUUUUAUUAUCACAUCCAUUUCAAGUUAUGGCAAUACGAUGUAUGGGACAAUUUAUUGGUCGAGAAAAUGUUUAUUCAUCAAUAAAUAUUAUUCAAAAUUUUCAAGAAAUUUAUAAUAAACAAGGAAUUGGUGGAUUUUUUGUUGGUUUAAUUCCUCGUUGGUUACUUGAAAUAACUACUAUUAUUAUAUCAAAUGUACUUAUUCAUAUGCUUAAAACACAAUUACCUACACAAAGUGAAAUGUUACCAUUAUAUGAAUAUUUCGCUGCUUUUGUUGCUCAAACUGUUACUUAUCCAUUAAGUGUUGUAACAACAAUAAUGACCGUUAAUCGAAGUGGUCUUCGAGCUGGUAUGUUACCUAUUUCGCCUAUCUAUGCAAAUUGGCAAGAUGCAUAUAAACAAUUAAGCAAAACUGAACAAUUAAAACGAGGUUCCAGUUUUUUUAAUCGUGUUGCUAUUGGUACAUUUGGUCUUCCUGCGCCGGGCACACCAAUUCCAAAUGCUUAG
Molecule: messenger RNA, 1059 nt
Organism: Rotaria sp. Silwood1
Lineage: Eukaryota; Metazoa; Rotifera; Eurotatoria; Philodinida; Philodinidae
Source: the annotation of a GenBank genome assembly